AUGGUGCUGGCAGCAGUAGCACAGAUGAAAACCACAGGCGUGAUUGCCGAUAAUCUGGCCCAAGCGGUGUCCAUCAUCAGAUCGGCUUCUCGUGCAGGUGCCAAAGCCGUCUUCCUCCCCGAAGCUACCGACUUUAUCGCCCCCACUUCAGCUGUUGCUGAGCUUACACGCUCAUCCGACAACUCAGACUUUGUUGGUGGGAUCCAGUCUGCUGCUAAAGACGCCAAUGUCUGGGUCUCUGUUGGUGUCCAUGAACCACCAUCUUCGGAGCAGGAUGAAAAGGACAGAGCCGAGAACAAAGGUCGUUUGCGAUGCUACAACACUCAACUUCUCAUCGACUCGCAAGGAGAGAUCCUUGAUCAUUACCGCAAGCUUCACUUGUUCGACGUAGACAUCAAAGGAGGUCUCAAGAUCCUUGAGAGCGAUUCGACGAUCAAAGGCGCUCAGCUUCUUCCACCUCGCUCAACACCAUUGGGCAAGCUCGGCCUGCUAACAUGUUACGAUCUGCGAUUCCCAGAACCAUCACUAUCUCUUCGAAGACAAGGUGCACAACUACUCACCUAUCCUUCCGCAUUCACCCUCCGCACAGGUGCAGCUCACUGGGAAACGUUGCUGAAAGCAAGAGCAAUCGAGACGCAGAGCUACGUUCUAGCAGCUGCACAGGUCGGAGCACACAACCGAACAAAGAGAGUUUCCUGGGGUCACGCAAUGAUUGUUGAUCCUUGGGGAAGUGUCAUAGCUCAAUGUCCUGAUAUCCAACCUUAUAAACCAACCUAUUGUUUGGCGGAUAUCGAUCUGCAAUCGUUGGAGAACACUCGACAGAAGAUGCCGCUGUGGGAACAGAGACGAGGUGAUAUCUUCCCCGAGUUCUAG
Messenger RNA from Ustilago hordei, 873 nucleotides. Its product is annotated as putative NIT2 - nitrilase. The coding region runs from base 1 to 873 and encodes 290 amino acids. Gene Ontology annotation, molecular function: hydrolase activity, acting on carbon-nitrogen (but not peptide) bonds, in linear amides. The record is from RefSeq and is a predicted model, not a curated record. NCBI's taxonomy places the organism in Eukaryota, Fungi, Basidiomycota, Ustilaginomycetes, Ustilaginales, Ustilaginaceae. The transcript has a single exon.